AUGAGGUAUUUGGAAACUAUCAUUUUCUCGGUUUUUCUGAGUUUAUUUGUAGCUUUCCCAGUCAAAGCUGCUGAUGAAAAAAAGUACGAUGGACCAGUUAUUGGUAUUGAUUUAGGUACUACUUAUUCAUGUGUUGGUAUUUACAAGAAUGGUAGAGUAGAAAUUAUUCCAAAUGAACAAGGUAACCGUAUUACACCAUCUUAUGUAUCAUUUACUGAUGAUGAAAGAUUAAUCGGUGAGUCAGCUAAAAACCAGGCUACAAUCAAUCCGGUUCAGACCUUGUUUGAUGUAAAGAGACUUAUUGGCCGUCGUUUCAAGGAUGAUUCCGUCCAAAAGGAUAAGACAUUGUUACCAUAUGAAAUUAUUAAUAAAGAAAGUAAGCCUUACAUUCAGGUUACAGUUAAAGGCGAGAAGAAGCAGUUAGCUCCAGAGGAAGUUUCUGCUAUGGUCUUGCUUAAGAUGAAAGAGAUUGCUGAAGCUUAUCUCGGAAAGGAGGUAAAACACGCAGUAAUUACUGUACCAGCUUACUUUAAUGAUGCUCAACGUCAAGCCACUAAGGACGCUGGUGCCAUUGCUGGUUUGAAUGUAAUUCGUAUUAUUAACGAACCAACAGCAGCAGCUAUUGCUUUUGGUUUAGAUAAGAAGGCUGAGAAGAGCAUCUUGGUGUAUGAUUUGGGUGGUGGUACUUUUGAUGUUUCACUCUUGACCAUUGAUAAUGGUGUAUUUGAAGUCGUUGCCACAAGUGGUGAUACCCAUUUAGGAGGUGAGGAUUUCGACCAGAGAGUUAUGGACCAUUUCAUCAAGAUCAUUAAGUCAAAGACAGGAAAGGAUGUUAAGUCUGACAAGAGAGCCCUUCAAAAGCUUAGAAGAGAGGUUGAAAAGUCUAAGAGAGCCCUUUCUUCAGCUCCACAAGUUAAGGUAGAAAUUGAAGGUUUGAUGGAGGAUGUAGAUUUGAGCGAGACUCUGACUAGAGCCAAGUUCGAUGAGUUGAACGCAGAUCUAUUUAGAAAAACUAUUGAGCCAGUUAAGAAAGUUUUGGAAGACGCUGGAAUUAAGAAGUCUGAGGUAGAUGAAAUCGUUUUGGUCGGUGGUUCGACUCGUAUUCCCAAGAUCCAGGCCUUGAUUAAGGAGUUCUUUGACGGAAAGGAGCCAAACAGAGGAAUCAACCCAGAUGAAGCCGUUGCCUAUGGUGCUGCUGUACAAGCCGGUAUAUUAGCAGGCGAGGGUGGUAGUGAUUUACUAUUAUUGGAUGUUACUCCUUUGACUUUGGGUAUUGAGACUGUUGGUGGAGUUAUGACCAAGCUCAUUGGUAGAAACACAGUUGUUCCAACCAAAAAGAGCCAGGUUUUCAGUACUUACCAGGAUAACCAACCAGCCGUACUUAUUCAGGUUUAUGAGGGCGAACGUCCAAUGACCAAGGACAACAACCUACUCGGAAAGUUUGAGCUUUCUGGAAUUCCUCCAGCUCCAAGAGGUGUUCCUCAGAUUGAGGUUACCUUUGAGAUUGAUACUGACGGUAUUUUACAAGUCAGUGCAAAAGAUAAAGGUACUGGUAAAUCUGAGAAGAUUACUAUCACAAAUGAUAAGGGUAGACUUUCUCAAGAGGACAUUGAGCGCAUGAUUAAGGAAGCUGAGCAAUUUGCCGAAGAGGACAAGCUUGUUCGUGAGAAGGUUGACGCCAAGAAUGCACUUGACAGUUAUGUCCAUUCAAUGAGAAUGAGCAUUGAGGAUAAGGACAAACUCGCUCAGAAGCUUGAGGAGGAGGAUAAGGAGAAAAUCAAGGAAGCACUCAAGGACGCUGAGGAUUUCCUUAGCAGCAACCCCGAUGCUGAUGCUCAGGAAAUCAAGGACAAGCUCAAGGAAGUCGAGGGUAUUUGCAACCCUAUUAUUGCUGCUGUUUACGGUCAGGCUGGAGGUUCUGCUGGCCAAGCCGGCGGUGAUGACUACUCAGGUCAUGACGAGCUCUAA
Messenger RNA from Cryptosporidium ubiquitum, 1968 nucleotides. RefSeq names its product heat shock protein HSP70. Gene Ontology annotation, cellular component: nucleus; membrane; endoplasmic reticulum chaperone complex. Lineage: Eukaryota; Apicomplexa; Conoidasida; Eucoccidiorida; Cryptosporidiidae. The record is from RefSeq and is a predicted model, not a curated record. Gene Ontology annotation, molecular function: ATP-dependent protein folding chaperone; ATP binding; heat shock protein binding. Gene Ontology annotation, biological process: protein refolding; endoplasmic reticulum unfolded protein response; cellular response to unfolded protein. Bases 1 to 1968 code for a protein of 655 amino acids. The transcript has a single exon.